This is a messenger RNA of Cyanidioschyzon merolae strain 10D, 1812 nucleotides long. RefSeq names its product stress-induced phosphoprotein STI1. The record is from RefSeq and is a predicted model, not a curated record. NCBI's taxonomy places the organism in Eukaryota, Rhodophyta, Bangiophyceae, Cyanidiales, Cyanidiaceae. The coding region runs from base 1 to 1812 and encodes 603 amino acids. The transcript has a single exon. Gene Ontology annotation, molecular function: Hsp90 protein binding.
AUGGUGGAGCCCGGAGCCGACGGAGACGCCGCACUUGCCGAGCAACGAAAGCAACAGGGUAACGAAGCAUUCGCCGCCAGAGACUUUGACGCUGCAGUACGCUACUUUUCGGAGGCGAUUGAGCUGGAUCCAUCGAAUAACGUUUUGUACUCUAAUAGAUCAGCGGCCUAUGCGUCUAUGGGCGCAUACGAGGAGGCUUUGGCAGACGCAGAGCGCUGUAUCGAGCUGGCGCCGCAGUGGCCGAAAGGAUACUCUCGUCGAGGUGCAGCGCUCGCUGGUCUGGGUGAGUUUGAUCAAGCCGAAGAAGCCUACCGCCAGGGUUUAUCGAUCGAUCCCGAUAAUGCUGCCCUGAAGAAGGGUCUAGACGAGUUGGCGCAGCUGAGGCAACGAGGUCCAGACUCGGGAGCAGGCGCUGCCGGGGGUUUCCCCGCGGAGCUGUUGCGAGCCCUGGCCACCAAUCCGCGGGCGCGAGAGCUCUUGCAGGAUCCAUCCAUUCUAAGUGCUCUCCAAGGUCUGAACGAUCCGUCGAAACUGAUGGAGGUUUUGCGCAACCCGAAAAUACAAGAAAUUUUCAAUUUGAUCUCGGGAACGCAAGGGCAAGCGUCACAACAAUCGUCGUCGUCAUCGAUUUUUGGAACGGACGCAGGUGGCCGUGAUAUUGAAGGCGCUCCUGGUCAUGAACAGGGAACAGACGAGACAUUGAAUGCAUCAGCGCCUGGUGACAAUGUCGAAGCUGCAUCAGAAGCCCCGAGGGCAGGCCCGGAGCAAGCUGUAGCGAACGGCGAUACCGCCAUGAACGCUGCGGAUUCAGAUGAUGACGGCGACGCUGAUAAGUCUAGUAGAGCUGAAGCUGAACGCGAGAAGGAGCUUGGUAACGCCGCAUACAAGCAAAGAAAAUUCGAGGAGGCAUUGAAGCACUAUCGCAGAGCUCAGGAGCUCAACCCGCGUGAGCUUGUGUACAUCUUGAACGAGGCAGCGGUCUACUUUGAAAUGAAAGAUUAUCAAAAGACAAUAGAAUUGUGCCAAUGGGCGAUCGACCGCAAUCAAGAGGAGAAUCUCGGAGCCGAUUUCCCGGUCAUUGCGAAAGCGUACGCGCGGAUUGCGAGCGCCUACGACCGCCUUGGCGAUUUUGAUGCCGCGAUCAAGGCCUACGAGAAGUCGCUGGUGGAGCACCAUGACCCACGCGUUGCAAUGAAGCUUCAGGACUGUCGUCGGCGAAAGAAAAAGCACGAGGAGGAAGCCUACAUUGACGAGGAAAAGUCACAAAAGGCGCGCGAGGAGGGUAACGCUGCUUUCAAGGCAGCUGACUUUCCCAAGGCCAUCGAGUGGUAUACAGAGGCACAUCGUCGCAACCCGCGCGACCCGGUGCCGCUCUCGAAUCGCGCCGCCGCGUAUAUCAAGCUCGGAGAAAUCCCGUCAGCGCUGCGCGACAUCGACAAGGCACUCGAGCUUGAUCCGAAAUUUGUUCGCGCGUACGUGCGCAAAGGCCAGGCGCACAUGCUCAUGAAGGAGUAUCACAAGGCGCUGGACGCCUACGAGAAGGGGUUGGAAUUAGAUCCGAACAACGCGGAGCUGCGGGAAGGCUAUGCCAAAGUGCUGGUUGCGAUACAGUCGACCGAUCAUGAUCCUGCGCGCGCUGAACGAGCCAUGUCGGAUCCAGAGAUUCAGUCCAUCCUCAUGGAUCCGCAAAUGGGCAUUCUCUUGAAGAAUAUGGAGAGCGAUCCAUCCGCUGUUCAGUCAGCAAUGAGCAACCCUGGCGUUGCACGUAAGAUCCGUAAGCUGAUCGCGGCAGGAAUCAUUCGAACGGCGUAG